Messenger RNA from Wallemia mellicola CBS 633.66, 1143 nucleotides. Its product is annotated as NAD(P)-binding protein. The transcript is spliced from 4 exons. The record is from RefSeq and is a predicted model, not a curated record. Bases 25 to 1068 code for a protein of 347 amino acids. Gene Ontology annotation, molecular function: oxidoreductase activity, acting on the CH-CH group of donors, NAD or NADP as acceptor. NCBI's taxonomy places the organism in Eukaryota, Fungi, Basidiomycota, Wallemiomycetes, Wallemiales, Wallemiaceae.
ACAACUAUAAACGAAAAAAGCAAAAUGGUACAAAACAAAUCAGUUAUCUUCAACGAAGUCCCAGUCGGUGAACCCGUCGUUGGCAAAACCCUCAAGGUCGUUACUGAGGAAUUCAACCUCGACCAAAACAUCCCAGAGGGUUCAGCUAUUGUCAAGACUCUCACUUUAUCGCUCGAUCCUUAUCAAAGAGGUAGAAUGCGUCCAGAGGAAAUUAAAUCAUACGUUCCAGCUUUCUCAAUUGGAAAGCCAAUUGACAAUGCAGGUGUUGCUCGUGUCAUUAAAUCAAACAGUGCCGACCUCAAGGAAAACGAUCUCGUCUAUGGUGCUUUACCUUUCUCAGAAUACGCUGUAAUCAGCUCAAAAGGCUUUUCAAAUGUUACAAACAGCCCAGCCAGCCCACAGACACUUGUCGGUGCUCUCGGUAUGCCUGGUCGUACAGCAUUCGCAAGUUUGGAAGCUUUAGUUGAGCUUAAAAAGGGUGAAGCAAUUUUCGUCUCAGCUGCCUCAGGAGCAGUAGGAGCUUUGGUCGUACAGAUUAGUAAGCUCAAGGGCCUUAAGGUUUUGGCCAGUGCUGGUUCUGAUGAGAAGGUAAAAUUCUGCAAGGAGAUCGGUGCAGACCAUGCUUUCAACUACAAAACCUCAGACACACGUGAGGAAAUCAAGAAAUUUGGCCCAAUUAACAUAUUCUACGACAACGUUGGAGGUUCUACAUUAGAAGCCGUUUUGGAUACGAUAGAAGACUUCGGAAGAAUUAUUGCCUGUGGUGCUAUCAGUCAAUACAAUGCUACUGAAGCAUACGGUAUUAAGAACACUUUCCAAAUUGUCGCAAAGAAACUUACUAUUAAGGGUUUCAUUGUCUUCUACCUUCAAAACCAACCAAGCAAGAACCCAGAAUUCUCUGGAAAGACUAUCGAGGACGAAUUCUUAGCAAUCAUGCCAAAACUCGUCACAGACGGUUCUAUCAAGGUUAAAGAGCAUGUAUAUGAUGGUCUCGACAGUACACCAGUCGCUUUCAAUGAUCUUCUCAAGGGUAACAACUUCGGUAAAGUUGUUAUCAAGCUUGAAUAAAUCCAUCGAGCGAACAGGUUUCAUACACGAUCUGCUAUCUAAGUUUUUGUAUAUUUUAUAACAUCUAUUAUUUAU